Salmo salar (Atlantic salmon) is the source of this 2546-nucleotide messenger RNA. RefSeq names its product CD81 antigen. Lineage: Eukaryota; Metazoa; Chordata; Actinopteri; Salmoniformes; Salmonidae. Gene Ontology annotation, cellular component: plasma membrane. The record is from RefSeq and is a predicted model, not a curated record.
CUCAUCACUUGGUGGGCUGUUUCCAGUCUCGGUUUACACAGUCAUUAGUAAAAGGAGGAGUUUCUACCCAUUCCUUGGGGAACAUACCUCGAGAUUUCUGGCACAGAAUUUGAGUUCUUAGAACGAGAAGAAGCUAUAACGGUCCGUCUUCUUAGAAUCUCGGGGACACUGGUAUCACGCAGACGUUUAAUUUAUUCAUCUAAAUUAACGGACCUGAACAGUCGGUCGUCAUGACUGUCGUCGGCUGCAACAAGUGUAUCAAAUUCAUGCUCUUUUUCUUUAAUUUCGUUUUCUGGUUGGCUGGAGCUGUGAUCUUAGGAGUGGCUCUAUGGCUUCGUCAUGACAACCAGACCAGCAGUCUCCUCAUGCAGCAGUUUGAAGGCCAGCAGGCUCCAAACACCUUCUAUACCAGCGUGUACAUCCUGAUAGCUGUGGGAGCUGUGAUGAUGAUUGUGGGGUUCCUUGGUUGCUACGGUGCCAUCCAGGAAUCUCAGUGCCUCCUUGGAACGUUCUUCUUCCUGUUGGUGUGCCUCUUCGCCUGUGAGGUGGCUGCUGGGAUCUGGGGAUUUAGUAACCGAGACACAAUCUCCAAGGAGAUGAUAAACUUCUAUGAUGCGGCGUACAUCAAGUCAGUGGACGUCAUAGACUCUUCUAGCAAAACAGCUGCUAUCAAAGUCCUGGAGGUGUUUCACGAGACGCUGGACUGCUGUGGUAAAGGAGAUGACUCUCCCUUAUUCAAACAAGUAGCCGUAGCUCUGUGUCCCAAGAAGACGCAGGACGAUGCCUUGUUGAAACCUCAGAGCUGUCAUCUGAAGCUGAAGGACCUCUUCUCUGAGAAGCUCUGCCUGAUUGGUCUAGCUGCCCUGGCGGUCGCUGUCAUCAUGAUCUUUGAGAUGAUCUUCACCAUGGUUCUCUGCUGUGCGAUCCGCAACGCCACCCCAGUGUACUAGAACCACAGAACCGUAAUAGAACAACAGAACCAUAGAACGACGGAAUCGCGGAAUCAUAGAACCACAGAACCAUAUUGGAGGGGAAAGUCCUCUACAGAUCAAAGCCAACAAUGGGGAUACAAAAUGUUAUGUUAUGUUUUGUGUUGUAGUUCCUGUUUUGUUUUGUUCCUGUUAUGUUUUGUGUUGUACUUCCUUUUUUUGUGUUGUAGUUCCUGUUUUGUGUUGUAGUUCCUGUUUUGUGUUGUAGUUCCUGUUUUGUGUUGUAGUUCCUGUUUUGUGUUGUAGUUCCUGUUUUGUGUUGUACUUCCUGUUUUGUGUUGUAGUUCCUGUUUUGUGUUGUAGUUCCUUUUUUGUGUUGUAGUUCCUGUUUUGUGUUGUAGUUCCUGUUUUGUGUUGUAGUUCCUGUUUUGUUUAGUUCCUGUUAUGUUUUGUGUUGUACUUCCUUUUUUGUGUUGUAGUUCCUGUUUUGUGUUGUAGUUCCUGUUUUGUGUUGUACUUCCUGUUUUGUGUUGUAGUUCCUGUUUUGUGUUGUAGUUCCUGUUCUGUUUUGUGUUGUAGUUACGUUUUGUGUUGUAGUUCCUGUUUUGUGUUGUAGUUCCUGUUUUGUGUUGUAGUUCCUGUUUUGUGUUGUAGUUAUGUUUUGUGUUGUAGUUAUGUUUUCUGUUGUAGUUCCUGUUCUGUGUUGUAGUUCCUGUUUUGUGUUGUAGUUCCUGUUUUGUGUUGUAGUUAUGUUUUCUGCUGUAGUUCCUGUUUUGUGUUGUAGUUCCUGUUUUCUGUUGUAGUUCCUGUUAUGUUUUGUGUUGUAGUUCCUGUUUUGUGUUGUAGUUCCUGUUUUGUGUUGUAGUUCCUGUUCUGUGUUGUAGUUCCUGUUUUGUGUUGUAGUUCCUGUUCUGUGUUGUAGUUCCUGUUUUGUUUUGUAGUUAUGUUUUCUGUUGUAGUUCCUGUUCUGUGUUGUAGUUAUGUUUUCUGUUGUAGUUCCUGUUCUGUGUUGUAGUUCCUGUUUUGUGUUGUAGUUCCUGUUUUGUGUUGUAGUUCCUGUUCUGUGUUGUAGUUCCUGUUCUGUGUUGUAGUUCCUGUUCUGUGUUGUAGUUCCUGUUUGUUCUUAUUAUAUUGCAGGAUCAUGUACAUUUUUAUAUGUACAUUUUUAUCAUUAUUUUUGAAUAGAGACUAGAUUUUACUACGGUAUUUUUGUUAAUUAUGUUUGAACAAUACUUCUAAUAUAACAGUUUGAUUCUUUUGAUGACUGUUGAUUAAAUGCCAGGCUUUGACCAGCGGACAUUCAGCAUCACUCUAAUGCUAAAUCUUUUACUAAUUGAUUUUUCUCUUUGAGUCACUUUGUAUCUUUUCGUGAAAGACUUCUCCAAGGUCGAAUUGUUCAGUGCUCUUUUUUCAUGGUUGUAUAAUCUGUAGAUAUUCAUUGAAAAUGCAGCCAAAAUGGUACCUUAUUCCCUUUAUAGUGCACUACUUUUCCCAGGGUCCAUAGAGCUCUAGUGAACAGUGGUGCACUAUAUAGAGAAUAGGGGGCUACUUGGGACACAACCUGGAUUUCAUUAGUGGUUAGGCAACGCUUAAAGUGGAAUUAAAAAGGUGCACACA